This is a messenger RNA of Cuscuta epithymum, 1224 nucleotides long. The record is from the annotation of a GenBank genome assembly. NCBI's taxonomy places the organism in Eukaryota, Viridiplantae, Streptophyta, Magnoliopsida, Solanales, Convolvulaceae.
GCUAUCCCAACCUUUCUUCAACAUUGAGCUGCGCGCCGCACCAAUAAAUAAAGCAAUUGUUUUGUGUACUAUUAUUCCCAAGAACUGUAAAACAAAAGAAGUUCUUUUCUAAAAAACAAAAGAAGUUCUUUUCUGAACAAUGAUGAAGGCCUUCUCCCUCAAUUCAUCCUCCUCCUCACUUCCUCAUACAAGCAUCACACCCAAUUCCUCCCCAAGGUAUGGAUUUGCAAAAUCUCAGUUUCGGCUUCCCCAGCAGAGAAAAAACUUCGGUGCUAGCAACAGAAACCCCAACGUUAGUUGGAUGGCAAGAGUGGGAGUGAAAGUGCGCUCCCCAGCUUCUGUGCCUGUCCGAGUGGCACAUGAGCUUCUACAAGCUGGUCAUCGUUACUUGGAUGUCAGGAGCAUUGAAGAGUUUGAGGCUGGUCAUGUUGCCGGGGCCGUAAACGUACCUUACAUGUUUAAAGUUGGAUCAGGCAUGUCAAAGAACCCCAAUUUUUUGGAUGAAGUACUGAAACACUUCCGGAAGGAUGAUGAAAUUAUUGUUGGAUGUCAAUCAGGCAAAAGAUCGCUUAUGGCCGCAUCUGACCUUGUUUCUAAGGGUUUCACUGGAGUUACGGACAUAGCUGGCGGAUACACUGCCUGGACACAAAAUGGGCUUCCCGCUGAAUAAUGAAGUCAUCCAAAUUUGGUUCCUUAAUUAUAAAGGAAAUUACCAUAAAUACGACUAAAAACGUUUGUAUAUUCCAAAAUAGGACAAUCGGGUUUUUAUUUGCAAAAUAGAACUAAUUACUGCCAUGUUUUGACAGUGCCAAACUUUAAACAUGGCAGUAUUUUCCAAACUUGGCAAUAAUUACUCCUAUUUUGGGAAUAAAAAUAUGACAGUCCAAUUUUGGAAUUUUCAAACUUAUUUACUCGUAUUUCGCGAAUUUUCCCUUAAUUAUAUCACUACAUCAUCGUUUACUUACCCUAUUAAUAAAAACAUGUCACCCUUACUGCAAAUAGUAAUGUAAAUAAAAGUUAUACUAGAAAGUUUUUAUUUACAAGACUGAAAUUAAUUUGAUUUGUUUAAAUCUGACUUGGUCUGGUUUGAUAGAUGUCUAUUAUAUAUGUAUAUAUAUAUGUUAUAAAUCUUGAAGUCUGUCUGAUCUAACAUUUUAAGUGUGUUAUGAUCUGAAACUGAAACAAAUCCCAAUUCUAAGUAAUUACUUCUGAAGUGAUUAUUAU